AUGGCCAAUAAUGCUCCAAAGGUAGCAGCAAAGGAGCGCCGUGAGCCCAUGGCUGCGGUGGACAAGAAAGCAGCAAUUCUUGUAUCUCAGAUCAAAAGCAGCAGACAUUUCAUCGCUUUUACUGGUGCCGGUGUCUCGACUUCCGCUGGCAAUCCCUACUUUGUCUCACAUGGCCCUCGUGGAGUUGCAGAACAGGGAACCUUUGCUCACAGUCCUAAGGAGAUGAUCUCCGAGCUGCACGGCAAUAGCAAUCGCGAAUACUGCAAGGAUUGUGACAAAGAAUAUAUGCGAGGUCAGCCAUCGAAAAUAUGUCUUACAUACCUAAGCCUGCUAAUCGUCCUAGACUUCCGAGCUGUAUCUAACUAUGAAAAUGGUGAUCAUGACCAUCGUACGGGUCGCAAAUGCGUCCUUUGUGGCGGAGUUCUACUGGACAGCAUAGUGAACUUUGACGAGAAUUUGCCAGCUCGUGAUCUUGACCUUGCUCGGGAGAAUGCACAAAAGGCAGACUUGUGUCUUGUCCUGGGCUCUUCGCUUACUGUUACGCCAGCCAAUGGAAUCCCCGAAAUUGUUGGCCAGAAGGAAGACGCCAAGCUUGCCAUAUGCAACCUACAGCAGACACCCAUAGACGAUCUCACGAGUAUUCGCAUCUUUACAGAAGCAGAUAUACUGAUGGAAAGAGUGAUGAACAUGCUCGGCCUGCCAAUUCCACCAUUCACUUUACGACGGCGUCUUGUGGUUGACGUGGAAACACAAGACGACCGCCAUCGUAUAACGCUCACUGGAGUUGAAAGUGACGGGACCCCUAUGACUUUCCUUCAGUCGGUCAGACUUGAGGGUACACGACGUGUGGUUCGCGCGGAGCCGUUUACGAUUCAAGUUCGAGAUGCGCUUGAGCCUGGUGCAGAGUUGAAGUUCGAGCUCGAGUUCAUGGGCCACUAUAAUGAGCCGAAUCUCGAGCUUGUUCAUCCGUAUAACGGCUCUGGAAAGGGCUUUUAUCUACUGGAGUAUAAUCCACUCAACGGAGCGUUGGUUGUUGAGAGGCGUGCCAGCUUCUCCAAAUCCAUGCCAACGACUGACAUUUAG
Molecule: messenger RNA, 1083 nt
Organism: Penicillium brevicompactum
Lineage: Eukaryota; Fungi; Ascomycota; Eurotiomycetes; Eurotiales; Aspergillaceae
Exons: 3
Coding region: 1-1083 (360 amino acids)
Molecular function (GO): NAD+ binding
Source: RefSeq, a predicted model, not a curated record